Schistosoma mattheei is the source of this 2650-nucleotide messenger RNA. The record is from the annotation of a GenBank genome assembly. Lineage: Eukaryota; Metazoa; Platyhelminthes; Trematoda; Strigeidida; Schistosomatidae.
CGUGUUUAAGCGUGUGUUUCACAUUCAACGUCCGGUGGUUAGUUGAACAUGGGUCGUUCGAAGCAGUUGUUAAAUAAUUCAACAAUUAAAUCUCCAAAGCCUAGUGCUACUCCGGAAUCAAAAAACAAGCAUCUCGUCAACGGCAAAGGCACUCCAUUGAGAGGUGGAUCAAAGCGUCCAGUCCCUGUCGGCAGCGACGAUAGUGAUGUAGAGGUUGAGACAGGUGCGUUGGGCGGUGAUGCAGGUGAACUAAGGAUGUCACAUAAGAAACUGAAGCUGGCGACUGAAAAGGGGAUAGAACUGCAGGAAAAAGAUCUUAUCAGUGAAGAUGAAGAGGAUGAUGACGAAGAAAAUGAUAGUGCGGAAGAAGAGGAGGAGGAGGACGAAGAGAAUGGAGAUGAUGACGAUGACGAAAGCGAAGAGGAAGAUGACGACGACGAUAGUGAGGAGGAAGACGACGACGAUAGCGAGGAAGAAUCUAGUGAAGGAGAGGAAGAAAGUAAUAAAGACAAUUCAAAACUGAAUGCUGAGAAAGGUAAAGCCAUCAACAACCUGGUUGGGUCAAAGGCUGUCCAAAAACCUGGUUCGAUGUUGAACAAUGAGAAGUUGACGGAAAAUAAGGCAUCAAGCAUACCGAGUAAAGUGACUGAGGGGUCUGAGCCACAAAGCAGUACAUCAGGCAAGGUCCUCAUACUACAUGGACCUGAUAACUUGAAUAGUUUAAAAGAAUUCCUUUCCAAAAUUAGCCCAGUGACCAGCAUAAGCAGGAUGGAACCAGCACCCAUAAUGGCUACCAUCGCUAAUAUAAGCAUUUUCAAAAGUCGAUUAAAGUCAGGAAAGUUGAUGUUUCACGGGAAGGAGCUCGAAGUAAUACCUGUAGAUAGAGUCGAGGACGCUAAUAAAGGAAUGCAACCCACCAAAACUUUGUUCGUAGGUGGAAUUCCAAAAUCCAUGACAAUUGAACAACUAAAAAGUCAACUCCCCAACAACUGUCAACCUGUUUCCCUAAAUUUGCUGGAUAAAAACCAUAAAAUCAAUAGUGCAUUUAUGUCCUUCUCCUCUAUUGAUGUUGCUAAGCAAGCUCACCAAAUUUUCAGUUCUUUAACCGUGGAAGGUCAAUUGUUCAAAGCUAACUUCGCUAAAGAUCAACAGCCUCGAGCUGGUCCUGAUGGUUCCGUAAGAGUCGCAGUUUCAAAUUGGGAUGGUCAUCCGAACCAGUUGCGUAAGCUAUUCCCGACAUGUUUAGACGUUCAGUGGAUUCAGAAAAAACGGUGAGUAAAGUUAGUUUUCGGCGAAUUGGUUCAAACAUUUCGUAAACUAGUCACUCACUUAAGUUAUUUAGCGUCAGUUACUAUCGGUCUUACAUUUUCUUCUUCAUACAGAAAGGCAUUUCUUAAAUUUCCUUCCUUGGAAGUCCGAAAGGCUGCUGUCUCACAGCCAAAGUUCCAUGCCGGUAAACAGCUGAAACUGGCAUUAACAGGAGGACCAGAGCUCAAGACUGCCAUCGUUUGGGGUUUUCCAGCUGACACAAAAGAAUCAGACAUCAAAGGAUUAUUUGGUGGCGUCGUUUCGGUGUCACGUGAUACAACUACAGGGAACCAGAGCGCGUAAGUAUAUUAAUAUCUUGAUAGCUGCCUUUGAAACUAAAUUGUUACUGCCUUUAUCUCAUUUUGAUUAGAUCAGUUUGUCCGUAACGUCUGACAGUGUAUUGCCUUGUUUCAGAUCCAUGACUGUCGAGUUUGAAACCGCUGCAGAUUGUAACAAUGCAAUUUCCUCAAACGCAACUCUGAAAGGUCGCCGCGUGACAAUAUUUUUGAAAGGUAUGUAGAAUGAUAAUUGAAAUUUUACCUCGAAAGUUUUGAUUUGCUCACAUUACAUGUCAUCCAGACACCAACUUACUAGGAUUUUCGCUUCAAUCUCUCGAGUUUUUGCCUCACUAAACUAACCCGUAUUUCUCCUUCAGAUGUCUUUGUUGAUGAUUGUGCUAACAAUCAACAGAAGCAUUCUGUAACAUCUGAGAAGAAAGCUAAACGUGAGUUUGUUUCGGUUUGUUUUGUAUGUUUGUUCGCAAUUGUGCUGUCUUUCUAAAGGUUUUUGGUGUUCAUUAUAGCUGUAGAAGUAGGCGUUUCGAAGGUCAAGGCUGCUCACAAAGUUUCGAAGGCAGAGGAAGUGAAUGACGCAGAUGACAUUGAGGAUGAGAAUGCCGACGAAGAGGACGAAGAUACAAGUGAAGAUGGCGACGACAGUGACGAAGACGAUGAAAGUGAAGAUGAAAGCGAGGAAGAAGAGGAUGAAAGUGAAGACGAAAGUGACGAAGACGUUGAUAUGGUCUCACCUAAAGGCAAGGAGAAAAAGCAGUUUCCUGGCUUACACGACAAAAAGCUGGUGGAUUUCCGAAAGCAGACAACCGUUCAGGAGAUCAAAGCAACUUCAAAGCGCAGCACAAAUUUGGUGGUGAUUUCAAGCGCAACUCGUUUCGUGGUCGUGGUGGUCGAUCUCGCGGCCGCGGUGGUCAGUCGCCCCACGGUCGUGGUGGCCAGUCUUUCCGUGGUCGUGGUGGUAACCGUGGGGGCUGGUCAAAACGCGGUGGUUCUGAUUAAAAAACUUGAUUGCUCUGUAAAUUCAAAUUGCAAAUAAAUCUUUGUAAAUG